AUGUCUCGUCACGUGCCGCGAGACGCGGAGGCGCGAGAGCCGCUUCUCACCAGCGACUACCUGGAGCCGAACGAGCUGGACUCAGAUGAAGGUGAAACAAUUUUCGACAGGAGCGCAUCAAAUAUCACACGUGAUGUCGGUGGGAGUGCACAGAAAAGGUUAACAUAUGAGGAAGCAGUAGAUAUAGCAGGUUUUGGUUUGUUCCAUUGGCUGCUGUUGGUGGUGUGUGGCUGGGCCAAUGCCAGCGAUGCCGUGGAGAUUCUCUGUGUGUCCUUUCUCCUGCCAACCGCACGCUGCGAUCUGCUGCUGAGCUCUUCAGACAUGGGCGUGCUGACUGCCAGCAUUUUCCUCGGAAUGAUGGUGGGCGGCUACAUGUGGGGAUACCUGGCUGACCAGAGGGGGCGUCGCAGGGUCUUGGUUGUGUCCCUGACGGUUAAUGGGGUGUUUGGAGGUUUGGCCAGCGUGGCUCCGUGGUUCUGGCUCUUCCUGCUGCUGCGGUUCAUCAGCGGCAUCGGUGUCGGUGGGUCGAUCCCUGUUAUCUUCUCUUACUUCUCAGAGUUUAUGCCUUGUCAGAGGAGAGGUGCAAUGAUCAGUGCUCUGGCCACCUUCUGGAUGGCAGGAAACAUCCUGGCUGCAGGACUGGCCUGGUUGGUGAUUCCAAGAACCUGGGCCCAUUUUUCACUGGGCUCACUGGACUUUCAGAGCUGGAGACUGUUUGUGGUGCUCUGCUCUGUCCCCAGCCUCACCUCAGCCGUCCUCUUCAGGCUGCUCAUGCCUGAAAGCCCCAAGUUCCUCAUGGAGGCUGGCCGGGAGAAAGAGGCGAUCCGGGUCUUCCAAGUGAUAUUUGAGCUGAACAUGUGGGGAAAGGGACAGGAUUUCCCGGAAUUUGGUUUGUGCAACGGCUCCAAGCAAAGAGGGGAACUGGACGAGACCAGGACCUCGGGUUCACAUAGAGAGAGACUUGCCUGUAUUUUGAAAAAGGCCCUGGUUCCCAUUAAACAGAUGUUUAAUGAUUCGCUUAAAUCCAGGAGCUUUGCACUGCUCAUCAUCUUCUACUGCAUUUCCUUUGGUUACUACGGACUGUGGAUGUGGUUCCCAGAGCUGUUUGAGAGAAUUGAGGACGGCGGCUCGCCCUGUGCCAACGUGUCCCUGCUGCGGUCUCCACUCCACGACCAAAGCUGCUACCCGGUCAAGACAGCAGUGUACAUGGAGGGCUUCAUCAUUGCUGCAUCAAACUUACCGGGAAACAUCUUCACUAUUCUUAUGAUGGACAGCAUGGGAGGAAAGGCUCUACUGUCCUGCAGCCUGCUGUUGUCCAGUCUGAGCGUCUUCCUCAUCUAUGUGGUCCAGACCAAAGCCCAGAGUCUGAUCCUCUCCUGCGUCUUCAGCGGCGUGUCAGUUAUCGCCUGGAAUGCCCUGGACGUGGUGGGAACGGAGCUCUACCCAACCCAGCUACGGUCCUCUGCUCUCGGUUUCUUCACAGGAGUGGGCCGAGUGGCAGCCAUCAUGGGUAACGUAGCCUUUGGAAAGUUGGUAGACACAAACUGUGCCGUCCCGGUCCUGCUGGUGUCAGCUCUGCUGCUCACCGGAGGACUGGUGGCUCUUCUGCUUCCACAAACCAGGCAGACGGAGCUCACCUGAUGGCUCACAAUCUACAUCACAAUAUUUUAUAUAAUUACAGUAUUGGAAAACAUCCUCUUAAUUUCCUCAUGAAAGCAGACUGGAUGAUCUCUGAUCGUUUAUCUCCUGUUUUUGCUCCCAGAGGAUAUUUGAAUCCUGUGCCUUCUGUCAUCUCUCUGUGCCUUUGUACGGUGCCUCAUUUAAAAUGCCAAAGACAAGAAGAAAUUGUCAAAAGACAGCGGGGACUCCAUUUUCGAAGAAUUAUUAUUGCGGAAAGUAGAAUUCAGAUUGUGAGCUUGUGAUGAUUAAAACUCUUUUCAGGUGUGAGUCAAAGUAUGAAGGACACCUUUCAAAAGUUUGUCUUUAAACUCUACAAACAUCUUACUUUGUAUGUUGAUCAUGAUUUCUAGAGUAUAAUAAGUGAUGCUGCUGGUUACUCAAACGUUUUGCUGUUAGAUAAAGAUAUUUCUAGAAAAGAAACACUGCACAUUCCACAUAUUGUGAACAUCUAUGCAUACAGUAGAUUGUAUCAUUUUGUACCCAAUCUGUCAUUAUUCCUGCACAAACCAAAGAUUGCUAAUUUCAAUUUACAAUCAUUUAAAAAAGGACUAAGUACAGGUGAACAAAUCCUUAUACUGUAUGAGCUUGAGUUGCGAUAUUGUUGAUGGGCUCAUAUUCCCAUUGGUUGUUCUGUAAAGCUGUCUGUACUUUGUGGCUACUAAAGCAGUUUGUUUAAACAAACACUACAUCUCUUCAUGUCA
Perca fluviatilis (European perch) is the source of this 2381-nucleotide messenger RNA. It is a transcript of the gene sv2, whose product is annotated as synaptic vesicle glycoprotein 2. Gene Ontology annotation, biological process: transmembrane transport. Gene Ontology annotation, molecular function: transmembrane transporter activity. Lineage: Eukaryota; Metazoa; Chordata; Actinopteri; Perciformes; Percidae. Bases 1 to 1641 code for a protein of 546 amino acids. The transcript has 13 exons. The record is from RefSeq and is a predicted model, not a curated record. Gene Ontology annotation, cellular component: membrane.